Tigriopus californicus is the source of this 1797-nucleotide messenger RNA. RefSeq names its product helix-loop-helix protein 4-like. Lineage: Eukaryota; Metazoa; Arthropoda; Copepoda; Harpacticoida; Harpacticidae. Gene Ontology annotation, molecular function: RNA polymerase II transcription regulatory region sequence-specific DNA binding; DNA-binding transcription factor activity, RNA polymerase II-specific; protein dimerization activity. The transcript has 2 exons. The coding region runs from base 308 to 1279 and encodes 323 amino acids. The record is from RefSeq and is a predicted model, not a curated record. Gene Ontology annotation, biological process: regulation of transcription by RNA polymerase II; developmental process.
UAGGUGUUGCUAGCCGUUCGGAGCCGAGUGGUUCCUGAGUGUGAGAGGAAGGGCAAAAGGUGGCUGUUGCAAGUUGCUUUGCUAUCAGGAGGAGGGGGAGACACCACCCCAAGUCUUCAAACACGGACGGACGGACAGACGGAUGGAUGGACGGAUGGAUGGCUGUUCUUUUUCUCAAUCAGUCGUCACUUGACGAUCCCUGUUGUCGGUCGUGUGUUGAUGAGCUAUUCUUGGGGUGAUCUGCAGACGGUACUUCCCUUGUGAGUGAACUCUUUUUCGAGGCAACCACCUCCCUGAAAGUGUGCUAAUGAACAAGCCAUCCUCAGCCAUGGCUGCGUUAACUGUGAUCCUUCCCCAAAACGGGCAUCAAACCCAGCAACCUAAGGCCAUUGCUCCCAAGUUGAAAGGCAACAAUCACAAGGCCUCAGCCUCGGCUUCGCCCAAUAACGAGGCCGUGACGAGUAGUACUGGCACCAAAUGUCGAAGAAAGAUAGCAUUCCAUCCGCUUCAUGGGUACCCUAUUCCGCCUCCACUACCCGCAAAGGUGGCUCGAAGAAACGCCCGAGAACGAAAUCGCGUCAAGCAAGUCAACUGCGGUUUUGAGGUCCUCCGGAGUCAUAUUCCUAGUGCAGCUAAGCAAAAGAAGAUGUCCAAGGUCGAAACACUGAAACAUGCCGUGGAUUACAUUCAGACACUCCAAACAAUGCUUGGGGAUCCGGACCAACUCUCAGGCACUCUGCUAGACCCAAAUCAGGCAUAUCAAUCCUCAGGCUUGGACUCGCCAACACAGUCUAUACCAACCACUCCUACUUCUUCCUCGUCGCACACGCAUUUGGGCCACAACAAGGAUAUCCCACCCCCACCUCCACUCUCUAUGGCCCCGCCAGCUCUCCAACAAAGGUUCACCCCACCCACCUAUAGUGGGCCCCUCACCCCUCGGACUCCCAACACGCCCGAUCAGUAUCUCAACCACAACUUCAACAAUGGGAACGAAAGUGGGUAUGAGACCUCAAGUUAUUAUUCCACGGGCUCCAUGGUUUCGCCUGUGCCUCAAGUACCUAGCAAUCAUGUCAUGCUGGAAUACAGUCCCAAUGGUCAUUCUCCGUCCACAACGGGUAGCGUGUAUUCCGUUCCGGAUUCAAGCCUGAGCCAUCAGCACUUCCCAGUCCAAGAGGCGUUGACCCCCACGUGGCAAACGCCCAUCCCUACAUCGUAUUAUGAAAACUCCGAGGAGGACGAGCUCCUGGAUGCCAUUGCCAAAUGGCAGGAUCAGGAAUGAGAUUCAGAUUGAAAUGCGGUGAUAUCCAGCCCGAAAUAGAGAAACAAAUUCGGGACCAUCUUGGACGAGUGACUACGAGUGUGAUUAGAAGUGGAUGAUGUUAUGGAGCCUGACAGGCACUGGACAAAUUGAAUACAACCCAUCAUCUCUCGUCUCCCUCCAAAAUAAUCCCUUCUCUGCUCCGGAGCCUGAGAAGAAGACACUUUUCAAAAAGGGUCUAAUCUCUACUGAUCGGGAUUUAAGCCUCCUCUCGGCCUCAUCCAGAUAUGAGGCUUAAUUCCCCCAAGGCUCCCAUGUGCAUUUCUUCAGCCACUGGGAUCAACGAACAGAGACAGCCUAUUAAAUCUCAAAGAAUAUAUUUCAUAUCAUCAAUGACGCUUUCCUGACAUGCUCAAGUGCUGAUAAGAACAAGUUAUGAAUCCUUUCAAUCAUGGAUUGUCAUGUGUCGUCUUCUACACCUAUACACAAUGCUACAAAUCGAUUUAUAUCAAAAUAUAGUGGAAAUAAACCUCAUUAGA